Messenger RNA from Spea bombifrons (plains spadefoot toad), 1739 nucleotides. It is a transcript of the gene GRK7, whose product is annotated as G protein-coupled receptor kinase 7. The record is from RefSeq and is a predicted model, not a curated record. Gene Ontology annotation, biological process: signal transduction; regulation of signal transduction; protein phosphorylation. The transcript is spliced from 4 exons. Gene Ontology annotation, cellular component: cytoplasm. Gene Ontology annotation, molecular function: ATP binding; rhodopsin kinase activity. Bases 61 to 1719 code for a protein of 552 amino acids. NCBI's taxonomy places the organism in Eukaryota, Metazoa, Chordata, Amphibia, Anura, Pelobatidae.
ACCUCUGCCCUAGCAGGGUGCACUUCUCUUGCUGCCGCCUGUUAAGUCCCAGAGACAGCCAUGUGUGACAUGGGAGGACUAGAUAAUCUGAUAGCCAACACGGCUUACUUGCAGGCUAGGAAGAGCAGCGAAGGUGAUCUACGAGAGCUGCAGAAGAGGCGCAGGAGCCUGUCUCUACCCCCUCCAGAUCUCUGCCGCAAGGAAAUCAAAGAGCAUGUUACCCCAGACUACGACAGCAUAUGCGUACAGCAGCCAAUUGGUCGCCGCUUAUUUAGAGACUUUUUGGCCUCUGUGCCUGAAUACCAGGAGGCACAAAGUUUCCUGGAUGAGGUGAAUGAAUGGGAGCUUGAGGUAGAGUCCACAAAAGAACAGGUAUUCAAGAAGCUGGUGAACAAAAGGUUCAAGGAGGAAUCUGAGGGCCGGCUGCCUUUCUUGAGUUCAGAUGUGUCCAGUCGCCUCCAGUGUGCCGAGGGCAAAGAGAUGGAGCUUAUUCAGCUUGCAAAGGAAGAAACAAAUGCCUUCCUCAUGGGUGAACCAUUCCAGGACUUCCAGAACAGCGCCUUCUAUGAUCGUUUCCUCCAGUGGAAAGCGUUUGAGAGGCAGCCUAUCACCCAUAAAUACUUCUACGAGUUUAGGGUUUUGGGGAAAGGCGGCUUUGGAGAGGUGUGUGCCAUUCAAGUGAAGAAUACGGGUCAGAUGUAUGCUUGUAAAAAGCUGGACAAGAAACGUCUCAAGAAGAAGAAUGGUGAAAAAAUGGCCCUUCUGGAAAAAGAAAUACUAGAGAAGGUUCAUAGCCCCUUUGUGGUCUCCUUGGCCUAUGCAUAUGAGACCAAAAGCCACCUGUGCCUGGUGAUGACCCUCAUGAACGGAGGAGACCUCAAGUAUCACAUCUACAACAUUGGAGAAAAGGGACUGGAAAUGAAACGGGUUAUCUUCUACUCUGCUCAGGUCUGCUGUGGGAUUCUUCACCUCCACUCCCUUAACAUUCUGUACAGGGACAUGAAGCCAGAAAAUGUCCUUCUUGAUGACAAUGGCAACUGCCGGUUGUCAGACUUGGGACUAGCAGUCAAAGUCAAGGAAGGCAAACCCAUCAACCACAGAGCUGGGACCAACGGGUACAUGGCUCCUGAGAUCUUAAGGGAGGAAAAUUAUUCGUACCCUGUUGACUGGUUUGCCAUGGGGUGUAGUGUGUAUGAGAUGAUUGCAGGGCAAACUCCAUUUAAAGAUCUAAAGGAAAAAGUCAGCAAGGAAGAAGUGAGAAGGAGAACACUGGAUGAUGAAGUUGUAUUCCAUCACCCUAACUUCACCCCUGAAGCAAAAAGCAUCUGCAACCUCUUCCUAGCUAAAAACCCCCAAGAGCGCCUGGGGAGCAGGUCAAAUGAUGAUGACCCAAGGAAACAUCCUUUUUUCAAAUCAAUCAACUUCCAUAGGCUGGAGGCAGGGAUUGUCGAUCCCCCAUUUGUACCAGACCCUUCUGUGGUUUAUGCCAAAGACAUUGCAGAUAUUGCUGAUUUUUCCGAGAUCAGAGGAAUUGAUUUUGAUGAGAAAGACACAAAGUUUUUCAAGAAGUUUGCCACAGGUGCUGUACCCAUCAGCUGGCAAAAAGAAAUCAUUGACACGGGAUUGUUUGAUGAGUUAAAUGACCCUACUAGGCAGUCCACUGGAGGAUAUAUGGGUGGCAGUGGUGAGAGGAAGUCGGGCAUCUGUUCAAUUAUAUAGAUGGCACGCAAUAUGGAAAG